Molecule: messenger RNA, 1307 nt
Organism: Triticum dicoccoides
Lineage: Eukaryota; Viridiplantae; Streptophyta; Magnoliopsida; Poales; Poaceae
Product: momilactone A synthase-like
Exons: 2
Coding region: 78-1016 (312 amino acids)
Source: RefSeq, a predicted model, not a curated record
AUUGUUAGUACUACUAUAAAGAUAUUUCGAGCCUUGGUUACAUUUGGGUUUGCCUAGCCUGCUAGAGUCGAGCGAAGAUGUUCCGAGCAAUGGGCGUCGUCCUCAGCGCCGCGAGGAGCGGAGUGGCCAGAAGGGCGGGAAGCUCGUCUCGCUUCCUCUCUGGGCCGUCCGAUUCUCGGAGGCUGGCCGGGAAGGUGGCCGUCAUCACCGGCGCGGCGAGCGGCAUCGGCAAGGCGACCGCGGCGGAGUUCGUCCGGAACGGCGCCAGGGUCGUCCUCGCCGACGUCCAGGACCACCUGGGCCGCGCCGCGGCUGCCGAGCUCGGCGGCCCGGACACGGCCUGCUACACCCGCUGCGACGUGACCGACGAGGCGCAGGUGGCGGCCGCAGUGGACCUCGCGGUGGCGCGGCACGGCCGGCUCGACGUCAUGUUCAACAACGCCGGGAUCACGGGCGGCAACUACGCGGGCGCCCCGAUCGAGUCCCUCGACAUGGCCGACUUCGACCGCGUCAUGGCCGUCAACCUCCGGGGCGUGGCCGCCGGCAUCAAGCACGCGGCGCGCGCCAUGGCCCCGCGCGGCCAGGGCUGCAUCCUCUGCACGUCCAGCACCGCGGGAGCGCUGGCCGGGUCGGGCCCCCACGCGUACAGCGUCUCCAAGACGGCCGUCGUCGGCAUGGUGCGGUCGGCGGCCGCGGAGCUGGCGGCGCGCGGCGUCAGGGUCAACGCCAUCUCGCCGUACGCCAUCGCCACGCCCAUGGGCGCGCGCUCCGUGAGGGAGAUGCUGGGGCUUCCGCCGCGGGGUGCCGGCGACGAGGAGGAGGAGGAGGAGCUGGUCAGGCGGGUCUUCGAGGAGGACCUCAACGAGAUGGGCGGCGGCGUGGUGCUGCGCGCGGAAGACGUCGCGAGGGCGGCGGUGUUCCUGGCGUCCGACGAUGCCAGGUACAUCACUGGGCAUAACCUCAUGGUGGACGGCGGGUUCUCCGUGGCGAAGCCGCUCAACGUGCCGGCGAGCUGAGGACGGCGAGAAUCGUGCCGGGUUACAAGAAAAUUGCCAAGGAACAGAGCGAGCGAAUAAUGUCUGUUCAGACUUCUGACCAAUGGCGGCGAGUAAAAAACAUGCCCAUGCCCAUAUUUUUCGAUGGAUAAACAACGGACGGUUCAACACAUUUAUGAAAUAUACUUUUGACAGAAAUAUGAAAUUGAACUUAGUUUCAUGGGUCAAAUAAAAGAGAUUCAGCCGUUCAAUUCCCAUGGUACACUGGUGCAUUUUCUUAAGGUAGUAUAAUCCAAUUGAACUGCUUCCGUA